CUACGAGGCCCCGCCCCCCUGUCUGCCCAGCGACAAUGGCGUGAGGCGCGGCUCGCGUAGAGAGGCAGGGCCGCGAUUCCAGCUCCACGAACGAAUCUCCCGCUCUCAUCUCUCUCCCCUCUCGCUCUGUCUCUCUCGCCUCGCUCUACAGCCGCGUCGCUCUCACGCCGCGCUGAGCGAGCGGAACGAGGUUGUCGCUCGGAUUUUGGGCGAGGAGUGGCAUUGAGGGAUUGCGGCUGUAUUCGCGAUUCCACGUCCCAAGUUCGAUGCAAGAAGAGAUUCCGUUUCCUUUAUACUUGGGAGCCGACUGUCGGUGGGGGAGCUCCCUGGCAGCAGGGCCCAUGAACAGCGAGGUGGCGGCCGUGGCCCCCAUCAGCCUGGUGCCCCGCGACACCAAGUGGCUCACGCUCGAGGUGUGCCGUGAGUUCCAGCGGGGCGCGUGCUCGCGCACUGCGGAGGAGUGUCGCUACGCCCACCCCCCCAAGCACGUGAGCGCCCCCCACGGGCGCGUCAUAGCCUGCUUCGACUCACUCAAGGGCCGCUGCACGCGUGAGAACUGCAAGUACCUGCACCCGCCCGCGCACCUCAAGACGCAGCUCGAGAUUAACGGCAAAAACAACCUGAUCCAGCAGAAGAACCUCACGGCGAUGGCGCACAUGCAGAUGAUGGCGCCCUCCAUGCUCGCGCCCAUGCACUCCUACCCCCAGCUGAGCAUGUACUCGCAGCCGGCCUCCCCGAUGCCAUACCUGAGUUACCUGUCCCCGGCGACCCCGGGCCUCGGCUACCUCCCUCCGGAUGUCCUGGCCACGGCGGGGGGUGCCAUGCCGGGCACCCACGCGGCGCUCGUCAUGAACGCGCAUGCGCCCGGCGCCAUGGCGGCGGCAACGGCCGCUGGCGCCCUGCAGCCCGGAAUGCGACCCCUCCGCACGGACAAGCUGGACGUGUGCUCGGAGUUUGUGCGUGGGGGUUGCCCCCUGUCGGCGGACGACUGCCGCCUGGCGCACCCUCCGGAGCGGGGCCUGCUGGACCCGGCGGACGGGCGCGUCACCGUGUGCAUGGACUUCGUGAAGGGCCGCUGCUCGCGCCACAAGUGCCGCUACUUCCACCCGCCGCUCCACCUGCAGGCCAAGGUCAAGGCCCUGCAGCACCAGGCCAACCAGGCGGCCGCCGCCGCCGCCAUCGCGGCUCCAACAGCAGUGAAAUCGCUGAAGAGACCAUACAACGCGGCCUUUGACUUGUCCAUGCCCACAGGGGUCAUGACCCCAUUACCAAAGCGGGCGGCCAUGGACAAGCCCAACGGCAUGCUGGGAGCGACGUUCAACCACGCGCUCAUGGCGUACCAGUCGGGGCUGUCCGGCCUCCACAUGGCCGCGCAGCCUUACAUGGCUCCAGGUUCCAUGUUUUGCAUGGCAGCACCCACAGCCACGUUCGCGCCCAUCAUGUACCACCACAACCACCACCACCACCACGCGGCAGCCGCAGCCGCUGCGGCCGCCGCCGUUGCCUCCGCAGGGUCGGGACCGCCAAACCCCUUGGCCAAUCAGUUGCAACAUGGAGGCCUCACCGCCCUGGACCCUGAAGAUGAGCGUUACCAUGUUCUGCUGAAGUGACUUCCCACGCAGCCAAAUCCCACGGGGGGGACCCAGUCCUCGACCUCACCAAAACCCGAGUCGUCUUUCGGCCAAAAAAAAGAAAAGUUACGAUUACAUGAAAUGGUGCGAGCGAGAGAGCGAGGGAGUGCGAUGACGUGGAGGGGAGCGAUCGCGCGGAGUGUGGGCGUCAAACGCAGCUCGCGCGCCGCCGCCGCCUCUCGCGUUUAACCGCCGGAAAGAAGAGAGAGAAAAAUUAUACGGAGAAGAGAAUAUUUAUGACGAUUAGAGGAGAGCACUUUUUAAAAAAGAAAAAAGUAAUAUUAAUAAAUAUCGAUUAUCCCCAUCCUCCCCAUCCCAUCCCCCCAUAUAUUAUUUUGCCCCACAGCGCAAAUUUAGUAAAAACACACAAAGCCGCGAGUCACUAAAUUAAGUUACGUUGGAACGAAUCCGCUUAGUGCCGCGGCCAUGUAUCCUCUUCGAAUAGCAAGACUUUUUUUUUUCAGUAAUAUAAAUAUCCGCGUAGUCUUUUUAAGUUUCACCGCAAGUUUUUUUUUCGGGGGAAAGACGCAACCGACGGAUCGAAUCGGCGGCGAUCGUGCGGACGAGACGCUCGCCGCUCGCCCCCCACCCUUCACGUCGAUUUCAACGCAAACCACCGCCUUUGUCAAUCCGCCCUGUGUUUGAUCAUAAUUCAUCACGCUGAUCGGCGCGUGGGCUGGGUUGGUGAAGGUGGUGGUUGAGGGCGGGUGGGCGGGCGGGGAGCGGUGGUAAUGGAGGGUGGGGAGGACCGGUGGCCAAGUAUUGAACUCCGGUUGCUGGGUUCGUGUGGCUAGCCCCUUGCGACUCGCCGCUUGCUGACGGCAGAGUGAAUCGGAGGUUUGGAGGUCGCCAUUCGUAACGCGCGCAGCCCCCGUGUCCAUCCACUGCUGGAUGAGAGACCCCACACCACCGUGCCGUGCGGGUCGCGGUUGUUACGUGACCAUGCUUCAUGCUGUGCCAGUGCGGGUGGGUGAAGGUUCACAGCGUAGACUUACGUGGAGCACACAAAGUACAGGACGAGAGUGGAUUUUGCUGCACUGCCCAAUGGUGCCCACGCCCCCCCACACUUCACUUUCAAGAGCCGGCGAGAUCGGGUGCAUUGUGGGUGAUUGGGCCACGGUCACGUGACCGGAUUAAUCGGAAGCUGUUUGUGAUGCGGAGGCAACAGCUGAGAGAUGGGCGCUUCUUACUUUUCAUGGCAAAACAGCCGCCGACCGACAGAAUCAAUAUUUAGACGGGAGGAGGAGGAAUCCGAUGAGCUGUGAAGCUCUUUUAUCACCAAAUGUCCAGUAUGGGCAGGGUCAGCAGGUUACACCAACAAACAAUACAAACACAAAUGAUAGUUCAAAGUAGAGAAUGCUAAGCAAGUCACCAAAUAUAAAUAGACUGAAACUAAGUUUUUUUUUUUACCUCGUUCAGCCCACUAAUUGUAUCAGUCCGGCAGGGCAGCCGGUCGAAUCUACCGCCCCAGUAGUUCCCGUCCGUUGCUGCCCUGGCCAUUUUCAAACCCCCUGGCACGCUGCCGCCUGACCUCCAUUAACCUCCGUUGACCUCCAUUGACCUCCGUUGACUCCGGCAGCCGCCACCCGCAGCACGAGGUGUCCACCCAGUGACGGAGCCGGAGGACUGGCUCCCAUAAUGCAUUGUCGUUCAUUAUACAGUUGUAGGACCUGCUCCCGUAAUGCACAGCCGUCAACUAAACAGUUGUCAAAAUGAAUCGCUCUUAACGACGUAUGACCGGCUACCAUAAUGCAUCGCUCUUAACGACGUAGUUGUAUGACCAGCUCCCAUAACGCAUUUCUCUUAACGAUGUUAAUGGCAGGCUCCCAUAAUGCAUUGCUCGUAACAACAUAGUUGUAUGGCCAGCUCCCAUAAUUCAUUGCUCUUAACGAUGUAGUUGUAUGGCAGGCUCCCAUAAUGCAUUGCUCAUAACAACAUAGUUGUAUGACCAGCUCCCAUAAUUCAUUGCUCUUAACGAUGUAGUUGUAUGGCAGGCUCCCAUAAUGCAUUGCUCAUAACAUAGUUGUAUGACCAGCUCCCAUAAUGCAUUGCUCUUAACGAAGUAGUUGUAUGACCAGCUCCCAUAAUACAUUGCUCUUAACGAAGUAGUUGUAUGACCAGCUCCCAUAAUACAUUGCUCAUAACAUAGUUGUAUGACCAGCUCCCAUAAUGCAUUGCUCUUAACGAAGUAGUUGUAUGACCAGCUCCCAUAAUGCAUUGCUCAUAACAUAGUUGUAUGACCAGCUCCCAUAAUGCAUUGCUCUUAACGAAGUAGUUGUAUGACCAGCUCCCAUAAUACAUUGCUCUUAACGACGUAGUUGUAUGACAGGUUCCCAUAUUGCACUGCUCUUAACGACGUAGGCGUUUGACCGACUCCCAUAAUUAGUUUCCCUCCUCCACUAGAGGGAGCUCUAGGGAGAACCUCUCUAAGAGGGUCUUUGACAAUGACCCCCACACUUCGCCCCCCAUCACAUGCGACCUGCCGAUUGACCUUCCUGUUGCAACUCGGUGCCGCGGGAGUGUCGAGAUGUAGCGGGGGCCCACGCCCGCUUACCCCCGGAGUUUCCCGGUAGGGAACUUUCUAAACGUUUUUUAUUUUUUCUCGUCUCUUAUGCAUCGCGCUGGAAACACGGCACGGAUACCAGUCCGCUGGAUUUUUUUUUUGCGGAGGUUGCGUCUUCCCCCCCCCACCCCCCCCCCCCCCUAAAAAGCGCGGCGAGACGCGAGAAAUACAAUAUUAAGGAUAAGGAUUUUGUCCGUCUGGUUGGUCGUGACCGCGCGUGUAUUUAAUGUGACGGGGCCGCCACCGCUGUUUGUUCUAAAGACGGCGUUUCACACCGUAGGCAAACUCAGUUCGUGGGUCGCGAGUCGCCGCGCUUUACUGGGUCUCUCCCCCGGUCGCUCCGCAGGUUUGAGUCGUUACGCGCUGCCGCACGCACCCGAUUGGAUAAACAAGUCCCGUUGCGAUGUUAGAGAACGUCCGUUUUAAAAAAUGGAGAUAAUUUGUUCGUGUGUGUGUGUGCCGUGUAACGUGUGUGGGGGAACGGUAGCGUAGCGGUUGGGGGCCCGAGUUCCAUUCUGGCUGACGGUCAACAUCGGAUUGCGAAUAUCUGAACGGGUCCUGCGCUUCGCCCGAGGUCGAUUCGGCUUAAACAUCAGCGCUGCGGGAGACGGGCGGCCGGCCGUGGGUCUGGCCGCAGCAAUCCCCUCUUGUGUGCCUUGCCGGCCUUCAUAGGCGCUCGCCUAACAGUACACGUACUUGCCCCAAACAGUCGUGUUUGUCAAUGUUUUGGGUUUACUCUCCAACACACCGGCGUGCUGAGAAGCAGUCAUUGGCACCUUUUGUUUACGUGACAAACCUUGACUAAUUGGCUGGGGUCGGGUGGUGGCGGGUUAAACGACACAUUUACGCGACCUUGUUUAAAGCCAAUACAGGAGUAUGGGGGUGGCCUUUGUCCCACGUGACAUCGUCCCGAUUAAAAUGUUUAGGAUGUGUCAACAUCGGCACUGGAUCCAGGUCUCGUGUACAGUGCACGCGUAUCCCGUUUUAAUGUAGAGAGAGAGGGGGUGGGCGAUCCAAAUUGGGAUGGGUCACCAAUCGACGGCGUACCCCGGGACCCAGGGAGCCAGCGUGCUGCAGCGUGGAACGGGGGUCGGGGGGGGGGGGUGGUGCUCCUCUCUCUGCGCUUCAAACCGCGGGAGCCGCCCGGUCUCGACGCACCAGAGACGGGACGGACGGGGAAACCCCCCGAACCCUGGCCAGGUAGAGACGCUAAACGCGGCAACGAUGGAAACCAUUCGUCCAUCACUGCAACAGUUUGUUAUCUCCUGUUGCUUGCGGUGGUGGUGGCGGGCGGCGGCAGUGGUGAUAGUUGGUGCUGAUGGUGAUCGUGUUCGUGUCGACCUCGUGGUGGCCGUGUCGGUCUCGGGCACCUGAAGCAGCACCCCUGAUGUCCACCGGUCGCCACGGCCCCCCCCCCCCCGCCAACCUCCCACUGCUGCCCACCUUCGCCCGGCGUGUAACGACGAAGCGCGCGGAGGCUCUCAAUCGACUUUUACCGCUCCGCCGUUAACGUCGGCGAUUCUUGUGCGUAAUCGCGGCUGCGAGGAACCGGUUACAAUUCGUGUGUUAUACAUAUUGGGGGGGCUGGGGGCGGGUCGCGUGACUACCUGCCGCUACCGGUAGGCGCUUACAUUCACGACGGUGCGACGUUAAAACGCAAUCGAGUCGCGGGUUCCCCAAAUUGCAGCAAUCCGUGGAACCCCUCCCCCCCACCACCCCGAGGGUCUGUGGGAUCAUCAUCACGUGUGCCUCGUGGUUGACGUCUCGGGAAGAACCCCGCAGGGGCGGUCUUGGGCCAGACCUUCUCAGCGCCAGGGCCCAGGUGAAGGGCCGCGCGUCGUAUUGUCACGAGCAGCUGAAGGAUCGCGACGCGUAGAAAGGGCGGCGUGUCUUUUAUAGAGGGUCGCGACGACCGGGCAUGAGAAUGGGCCGGGCAGGUGCUGCUGGAGUUGAGGAUGGGUGCUCGCCUUGACAGUGGGGUCACGGCCAGGGCGAUUCUUAGUGGCUGUCAGCCCUCGCCGGGCGCUGAGGCCAGUCCCAACACCGAGGCUACGCUCCCAAGCACUCAAACCAAACUCCACACCGAACUAAACCAGUUUAACCAUUAACAUCGCUCUAGACCUGUUGCUAGCCCUGACUCUAUCCCGAGCCGAGCCCAAUACGAGGCUACAUCAGGGUCAGGAUCACGGCUAUAGCGCCCUAACCCCUUCAGCCUAAAAUCCAACAUGACUUCAAACUGGUUUAAAAUUACGCGUCUUAAUCCAAGCCCAUACACAACAUCCAGCCGAACACCAAGAUAGGCCAGUUUAACCGUGGUUAUUGUAGUCGGGAGCUUAACACCCAGUCCAAUACAAAUGUUAAGCCAGCUUAGGGUCAUGGCGUUAGCCCCCAGAGAGGCCUGCACUAAACGCCACCAGCUCAACACGGUGAUGCGGAACCGGUUCAGGGUCGUGGCUUGAGCCCUGAUCCUGACCCCAACACGGAGCCGCACAGACCCUUGUCAAACAAAACACUCACGGAUUCGAUGUUUUUGUUGUUGCUUUAACACUUUAACAUUGUUUUGUUACAGUAUAUGAACAUUUUAAAGAGAGAGAGAACAUGUUUUAAAAAUGAUUUAAGAAAUGUAAAAAAAAAACAUACUUCUAUAAGUAAGGUAUAUAGAUAAGUCUAAAGGUUUAGUGUCAAAUUUUUACGAUAUUGUAACGUAACGAUAAAGUUCUAAACAUUUUUGAACUUAGCCAUGUUUUGUAAACACGACGGAGAUCUUUUGUACGAGUGUUAAUAGUUACCAACUUUAAUUUUACUUUAUAGUAUUUCAUUAAUUUCUGUCAUUUUUGAUCGUUAUUCUCGUAACAGAUUCUAAAUAUGCGUCGUCGUUUAAGCAACCGUGGGUCGGUUUUUACCUCCCCCCCCCCCCCCCUGUUGGAUGGUUGGUAGCGGCCGAAUGAAUACCGAGUUCCCCCCCCCCCUUCCUCCACUCUCUCGAAUGGUUCGGUACACUCCCCCCCCACGCCUCCAGCCCACCACGUGGUGGCGGUUAAACGCAGAGGUUGGAGUCACGUGGGUGCGCGGAUAACCGGGUUGUGUGAGAGACAGGAGGAGGAGGUGGUGGUGGUUGUUGGGGGUGGUGGUGGUGGUGGUUUAUGGAAUGGGUUGGUCUAGUCUCUAUGUUUUUCGGGGGUGAGAUGUUGAGAGUCGCACUUAACAUUAAAACGAAAUGAACUAAAGUUCUUUUAAGAAAUGCAAAACUUAAAAUCGAUUUAUAUAUUUUUGUUGUUGUUGUGGAAGAAAGGGGACGAGCUUUUGAUUUUAAGGGGGUGGGGGGGGGGGGGCGUUUUGCCAAUACUACGCGAUUAAAAACCGGGCCGCUAUUGCUGCCAACCUCCGUUUUUUUUUGUUAACGAGAAGCGGAGAACCGAUUAUAAAGGUCAAGUCGGCAAUUUACAGGAGAAAUUCACUCGGGCGCAACUCACCCGCCGCCGUGAGCCGGUGUCCAAACCCUCCACGCGGCAGAGCAGAGAAGGGAGAGGAGGUCCUUCCUUGUGGGGAUAGUCGUUGCGGAUAGAUGGUGAUUGUGGUCGUGUGAGUGCGGAUAUCGCGGGGGAUCGUGGCUACCGCGGAAAGCAGCGAGCGGGGACGACAUUCCAAGAAGUCAAAGCGCCGUGUCCCCUUCGUGCUCGGACGCUAGCAACUUCAAGGGCACUGGUGGAAAUUCCACGUUUUUAUGGCGGGGGAGGUGGUUUUUGUUUUCCGCAUAGUGAUUGGUUGGUUUGGUUUUUGUGGUUGAGGGGGAUAGGUUGGCACUGGGGGUGGGGGGGCCCUGGGUGGACCCCCCCCCCUUCUCUACCUCCCCCCACUCAUUGCACUUGUGUACAUACAGACCGGGGCGUGUUAACACGAGAGUUGGCAUUCACAUGAAGUUCAUGUGCAUGGGGGGGGGAGGGGGGGCGGCUCUUUAACCGUGCCAUCUACCACGCUGCGCGGUACGGCUUGUUAUUGUGUGUGUGUGUUGAACUUCUUUCGCACCGUACGUGGCCAACCGUACUAAUCGGUGGGGGUGGAGGGAGGACAACAACAACAACAAGCAGCCGGUGACAUGGCCGGUGGGUAAGCACAGCUCUGAUGCACAGGAGUGUGGCGUGAGUGGGGAGUGUGGCGUGAGUAGGGAAUGUGUGGUGUGAGUGGGAAGUGUGUGGUGUGAGUGGGGAGUGUGUGGUGUGAGUGGGGAGUGUGGUGUGUGAGU
Lethenteron reissneri (Far Eastern brook lamprey) is the source of this 8437-nucleotide messenger RNA. RefSeq names its product muscleblind-like protein 3. Gene Ontology annotation, molecular function: RNA binding; metal ion binding. NCBI's taxonomy places the organism in Eukaryota, Metazoa, Chordata, Hyperoartia, Petromyzontiformes, Petromyzontidae. Gene Ontology annotation, biological process: regulation of RNA splicing. The record is from RefSeq and is a predicted model, not a curated record. Gene Ontology annotation, cellular component: nucleoplasm; cytoplasm.